This is a messenger RNA of Hypanus sabinus (Atlantic stingray), 1621 nucleotides long. RefSeq lists its product as uncharacterized. The transcript is spliced from 12 exons. The record is from RefSeq and is a predicted model, not a curated record. Bases 42 to 896 code for a protein of 284 amino acids. Lineage: Eukaryota; Metazoa; Chordata; Chondrichthyes; Myliobatiformes; Dasyatidae.
CUGAAGUUCAGCGAUGCUCGGAGGAGACCGAUGGUGGAAGAAUGACUACUGAGUGUAAUGGUGUGUACUCCUUGUCAGAAUGUAUAUGUUCACAUGAGUUUUCCAGAUUGAUAUCGAGCCGAAAUUUGUUGACAAACGAAGACAUUAUUUCGAAUAUACCCAACAGCACGUGUCAUCCCUCCAUAUAUAGAGGCUCUGGACAAGUGCACACCCAGUACAGCAAGUCGACACUGAGGGUAACAAUGCUGCCCGAGUUUCUGCUUGUCGCCUUGCUGGCCAGCGUGGAAGGCUUGAGCAAAGAUCAUUGCUUGGGAUAUGAUGUCCUCUGCUCCACUGCGGAUUAUGAGUUCCGCCAUUACAAUGAAUCGGUCUGGGUCGGACUGCACGUCAGCCUGGUCUUCAUUCACAGAUCUUACGUCGGACUGCUGUACGACUAUUUCAAACAGCGAAACUCAGAAGGGAUGGAGAUCCAAGUGACUGGACAACGUCUUGUUUCAUUCGCCGGACAUGGAGCACCGGCAGUCUACUUCAUGCUUCCGGAAGAGCUCUGGGACAAUCCUCCGACAGCAACCGACCCACGAGUAUUCGUCACUCGUUUACCAAUGAUGGAUGUGUUCGCCAGGAAAAUCCGUCUGCUUCGCGUUUCCGACGUAGGUGACUUCAACCGCACGCUCACUGAGCAGAAUGUCCCUGUCAACAAUUCCAACUUCUUCUUGUAUUCCUGCAUGAGGUAUUCAAGGAUGUUCCAAGAUUUGUCGGAAGGGACUCCGGGCACGGUGUUCCACGCACCCACUAUUAUGUUCAGGAGUUAUGGCUCGUUACCACUGGCGGAUUUCACUGCCCUGCCCCGUGAGGCCAACGAGGGCGCUUUAGAUCCUCCGCUUGCUUCCUGUUAAACGCAGCUUUCUACAUGCUCUCCACUGUUAAUUCAGUCCCAACACCGCCACUCAAUAAUCUCAGCCCUGGCCUGUUCACCCGUGGGGUAAUGCCAGACAUCGAAUACCCGCGACCAACCCAUGUGGGAUCAUCACCUACUCUCACAGGGGCCACAGAGUGGCUGUAUUCGGAGCCCAGUUAUGGGACGUUGGCACCUGUGGUCCUUCGGCUGACACAGGACUAUCUGACCUUUGUAAUGCGAUGUGGCCCAGAAAUGAUAUUACCUUGUCGGCCUGGUUCGAUUUGUCACGAUUACCAGACAGAUUGGACGUUUCCUAGGAUCUCUUUCAUUCCCGGCGUAACAGUACGAUAGAGAACACGUCCAAAACGGCGAGGAAUCCCAGACUGAAGUUUGAGGUUUGAGUCGAUGUCUGUGUCUCUUAUGCGAGUGCACGGCGGAAAGUCAAGAGACACGGGCCACUUCUGUCGGACCGCACGGGUUUUCGGCACCAGAGCUGUGUAAAUACUGGGCAGAACAGCCGGCGGAUGUUUGAUAUGAUCCACCUCCUGUGUUGAUGUAACUGUAAACACUCUUGUGUACUUUGAUGGUAUCAGGAGUUCUGAUAUUUAUUUUUCCACGGCAUGUGGCGGCUCCUUCUUGGAGCUCACUACUGUCCACACUGCCUUUCUGACAUCUGUCCCGCGGUGGUAUCACCAUUUCCCAAAUUAACUGCAUGAAUCAAUA